AUGGCUGCGUUGCAACGCGCGUUUUGCGGCGAAGAACGUCCGCCGUGUGCUGCAGCAAACGGAGGCACCGCUGGCGCAAAGGAGGAUUGCAACGCGCAGGAUGAUGCAGAGACUCCUCAACAGAAGGAGCAGAGGCUGUUUUCCGAGGCUGUCGUCGGCCCCUGGCUCAAAUGCCAGAAGAUUUCGGAGGCGUGGAAGAUUUGGGACAAGGGCCCCGCCUUGAUGGGCGGGAGCUCCAUUCGCGAUCUGGCGAAGGGUUAUGACUUUCUCGCAACCUUCUCCAAGUUUGGAGACCAGACAGUCGUGUUAAAUAUGCGUUCCAAGCGGUUGGGGCGGAGGAGGAAUCAGAUGCUCACCAUCGACGGUCUGCGACCAGAUGACUCCGAAGCCGCGACCGCAUAUGCUUUGGCUCUCGGUGACUGGUUGCUAUCACAGUCAUCGGAGAGCACCAUUGGGGACGGGAAUGUCGUCAGUGUCUUGCAAAAGAGAAAGCGUGAGGUUUCUGGAGAUGACGGGAUCACUGCGAACGAGGGUUCACGCAACAGGAUUGUCUACCUUCUGGUGGAAGCAAAGGCGCGCGAUGAUGCAUGGGCGCAAUCGAUCGUAGGUGCGGACGCAUGGCCCAACAUCAAGGAACGGGAGGCCGAGCAGAUGGCGAAGAAACGAAAGAGGAAUCACAUCCCCCCUCCAGAGCCAUAUGUUGGGCAUCGCUCGUGA
Molecule: messenger RNA, 717 nt
Organism: Closterium sp. Yama58-4
Lineage: Eukaryota; Viridiplantae; Streptophyta; Zygnematophyceae; Desmidiales; Closteriaceae
Source: the annotation of a GenBank genome assembly